GUGGUAGUCGUCGCUGUGAUCCAUGGAGCUGCGCAGCUGCACCCAGGUGGCGCUGCCAGCAGAUGUCGUCUCCGGGCUGGGCGCCCAGGUGGCGCUGACAGCAGGCGUUGCCUCUGAGCUAGUCACCCAGGUGGCGCUGACAGCAGGCGUUGCCUCUGAGCUAGUCACCCAGGUGGCGCUGACAGCAGGCGUUGCUUCCAGACUUGACACCCAGGUGGCGCUGGGAGACAAUUCUGAUAAUGGACUUGACACCCAGGUGGCGCUGGGAGACAAUUCCGAUGUUGGACUUGACACCCAGGUGGCGCUGGGAGACAAUGCGGGUACUGGAGUAAAUGUCCAGGUGGCGCCGGGAGACAGUGGCGGCGUAGGGCUAGACUCCGACACGGAGAGCCUGACUGCAAUCUUGAAAUCGCACCGGAGACAACAGAUUAACACAGACUGUCGCAAUUUUCCACUUGCGAUGCAAUGCAAAUUGCAGCGACAAACAUGCUGCAACAUUGGCAAACACUAG
This is a messenger RNA of Priapulus caudatus, 511 nucleotides long. RefSeq lists its product as uncharacterized. The coding region runs from base 23 to 511 and encodes 162 amino acids. NCBI's taxonomy places the organism in Eukaryota, Metazoa, Priapulida, Priapulimorpha, Priapulimorphida, Priapulidae. The record is from RefSeq and is a predicted model, not a curated record. The transcript has 2 exons.